GGGGAGUUCUCCUGGCCAGAGCUCUGUCACUGGUGGGGCUGGGAAGAUGCUGAAGUCAAGAGGGGAAGCGUCACUACACUCCAGCCCGGGUCGGGAUCCUGCACAGGGCUAGCUUUUGGGAAAGCUCCAUUCAUGCCUUAAACUAGCCCGAGCAAUGGAUACUAUUACUCUAUUGUGCUAAGAGCAAGUAAAGUUGUCAGUAGCCUCUCCUUUCCCUCUCUCUGUGUGACAUGUGGGCAGCCAGUGUCUCUACAAGUGGGUGACAUCUAGAGCCGUCACCGUCAGGAUAUGUCCUUGGUAUAUUGAACUCUGCUGGGGACCCCAAAGAUGACAGCCGGGAUAGUAGCCGUGCUCUGCGCCCUGCACCUGCUCUCGCUUGCCCUGCUGGGGAAAGUGACAGAAAGUCGUGUAACAAUGGACAGUAUACAGCGGUUCUCAUCCGUCCCUGUGUAUCUACCUGUGAGUUAUCACGUUUGUAAUUCUGAAGUCUCUUUCUUCCUUAAAGAAGCAAAUCAGGACCUCAUGAAAAACUCAAGUCUACAGUCCCGAACAGAACCAGUUUUCAUAUAUAAAGCUAAGCUGCCACCAGCAAUAAAUGCCACCUAUGGACCCUAUUCAGCAGAACAAACUGUGCCAAAAAAUGUGAUCAUUACCUCAAGUACUUUCAGUUCUACUAACAGAUUUACAUUUAACUGGCAGUUAAAGUCACACAUAAUAGAGAGCUCUAUAUAUUCUGACAAACCGAAGGUGCAGGCUUUAUUUUAUAUUACAGGAAAAGACUGGGAGGACCAUCAUCCAUCAGAAAUGUUGCCAUGUGUCAGAAUGAUUGCCAUCUUAGAAAAUCGGGAACUUUCAUCAAGCUGUAGACUGAAAGGAAAGCUGGGAUUAUGUGUAGCAGAGCUAGAGUUCCUGCCUAGUUGGUUAAGUACGUCUUCUCCCACAGACGCCCAUGUAUUCUCGAUUCCUCCACAAGGAAUAGCGGUUGAACUGCACUAUAUUGUCUAUACCACCAGAGAAGAUGAAGAAUGUUCUUCAGAAGAAACAAAAUGGUCAAACAGGAUUAAACCCAACAAAGAUACUGACCAAAAAGUAUCAAGUGCAAUGGAAAGAUUUGGCAGUGUUAUUGUUUAUCCCACUCAAGAUACCAUGAGAAUGUCAGUGCUUCCAGUGGAUAACAAUAUUCAGAUUCGAUACCCCCCAGGUCCGGUGAAAGUAGGAGACAUCGUAACAUUCUUUGUGUCAGUGGCAGGAAGCUCAAUGAUCCAUCAGUUCAUGUUAAGGGUCAAAGCUGCUCUUGGCGCCAAAGUGAUUGCUAUGAGAGUAGAUGACUCUGAACAAUGGAAAGUUCAAAGACUGAUGGAGAAUGGAGAAAAACACACAACUGUCACUCUAGACUGCUUACUGCAAACUCCCUAUACCCAGAGCAGAGCCAACAAUUCGCUUUAUGAAAUUCUGCAGAUAGACUUUCAAAUGGACACGGGCAGUGGAUUGGCUGGCGCCCAGCAGAUUACGUGGCAGGUGGAAUACCCAGAAGAAGACUCUGCCAGUGAACUUGUAAUCUCGGAAAUCUUUGUCAGUCAGGCAGCGUUCACCGGGAUUGUUCCUAUUGCUAUGGAUACUGAACUAUUAAACACUGCUAUCCUGACAGGAAGGACAAUGUCUAUCCCCGUGAAGGUGGUGGCUGUUCAAGAGGAUGGCUCUGUGAUAGAUGUGUCGGAUUUCACUGAGUGCAAGUCAGCAGAUGAAGACGUCAUAAAGGUUUCUGACAGAUGUGACUCGGUCUUUGUAAAUGGUAAAGAAAUGAAAAGUAAGGUGGACACCAUUGUGAAUUUCACGUACCAGCACAUAACUACCCAGUUGGAAGUGACAGUGUGGGCUCCACGGCUUCCUCUGCAAAUUGAAAUAUCUGACACUGAACUGAGCCAGAUCAAAGGCUGGAGAAUCCCGGUGUCUGUUAAUAAAAGACCAACAAGAGAUAGUGAAGAUGAAGAAGAUGAUGAAAAGAAAGGACGUGGAUGUUCUCUCCAGUACCAGCAUGCAAUGGUUCGUGUCUUCACACAGUUUGUCGCAGAGUCCUCAGAUAUUGGUGGACAGCUGACCUACAUGCUUGGACCAGAUUGGCAGUUCGAUAUCACUGACCUUGUGAGUGACUUCAUGAAGGUUGAAGAAUCAAAAAUAGCAACACUGGAAGCAGGGAAAGUUCUAGUUGGACGAGAGCCAGGAAUAACCACUGUCCAGGUCCUUUCUCCAUUGUCUGAUUCCAUCUUGGCUGAAAAAACUGUGACAGUCUUGGAUGAUCGAGUGGGAAUUGUGGAACUAGGAAUCCAACUCAUAACUGGUCUUUCCUUGUCAGUACAAGCCAGUAAGGGCAAUAAAAGAGCCAUUAUUACAACUACUACAGCCAGUGACAUCCUCCAUGAGAUAAAACAGGAGGCAGUCAUCAGUGUUUGGACCUUGUUCAGUGAUGGCUCAGUAACACCAUUGGAUAUUUAUGAAAGUAAAGACUUCUCAGUUGUGGUGUCUUCUCUAGAUGAGAUGGUAGUUUCCACUUAUCAAAAUCCUCUAUCAAACUGGCCUGUUGUGGUUGCAGAAGGAGAAGGCCAAGGACCAUUAUUAAAGUUAGAAUUAGGGAUCAGUGAGAUCUGCCAGAAAUCCAAGAGGAAAAGUAGCCUUGCUGUGGGAAGUGGAACUAUUAAGGUUAAAUUUGGCCAAAAAGAUUCUGAUCAAAAGGGAAAUAUUAACGAAAUUCAAAGCAUCGAUGACGAGUUUAAGAAAAGUAAAACAACCGAGAAAGUCUCAGAGCAAGAACGGACAGCAAAUGAAUGGCCCAAACAUGGACCUUCUGCAGUCAAUUAUGAAGAUAGAAACUCAACCUCUGAUUCUCCAGAAAACUAUCACAAGAACUAUAAUGAUGCCCACAUUGUUCCUAUUCCAUAUACUAGUUUUCCUACAAGAAUAGCCUCAGAACAUAAUCAAGAAAGUGAACUUACACAGACUUCAAGGGGCCUCACAGAUUUGGAAAUUGGCAUGUAUGCCCUUCUCUGUGUGUUCUGCCUUGCAAUUCUAGUCUUUUUAAUUAACUGUGUGGCAUUUGCUUGGAAAUAUAGACAUAAAAGAUUCCCAGUGGCAGAUCAGGCAAACAUUCCACAUUCACAUGACUGGGUAUGGCUUGGGAAUGAAGUGGAGCUCUUGGAAAAUCCAGUUGACAUUCCUGUAGCGGAAGAAUGCACUACAAUGAUUGAUAGAAGGUCACAAUUUGAAGAAAGCAAUUUUUUGCUCAAUGGUGGUACUCAAAAGAACCCGUAUAGUCAAAUUAUGAGGUCAUCAGAUUACAAUUAUGAAAAAGAGGCCCAGAAUGAGCCACUUAAUCCAGGGGGUUCAAAGAGAAAACGGGUAAAGUUCACAUCCUUUACUACUAUUUUACCUGAAGAAGGUGGUCCAUAUACCAAUGCAGUCAUCUUUGGAAAUGAAGAAAAUAUUAAAUGGGUCUGUCAGGAUAUGAACGUUGGGGAUUCCCGUGAGCUUAGAGACUAUAUGGAUAGUCUUCAGGACAACCUGUAAAAUAAUAUGUUUAUAUUCACCUUUAUGCCUUCGUUAUGUAUGUUUUUUUUAAGGUGGGACUAUCUAAACAGCAAUAGAGAAGCAAAAGAAACCCAACAAGGUUAAGGUCAUCAUGAAGAAAAAAUGUCAAUAUUUUGGGUGCCAUGUGAUGCUUUCAUACUGUAAAUGGUUUCCUGGUUCUCCUGAUGGGAGUACAAUACAGUACAUGACAUGGUAUAGGUGUUGCAGCAAAAAGAGCUAUUGUGUUCUAUAGAAUUUGGGUAUACCACCACUAUUUCUGCUUGUAAGUAAACACUACAGUGCCAGGUUUCCAAUUAAAAGCACACUGGACUUUCCUUGUCAUAUUUCCAGUUCAUUGUAAGCAUAAAUUUGAAUGUAUUACAAAUGUAUUUACGUGCAUCUCAGCAUCAAAUAUCAUUACUUCUUAGACACACGAUGUUAAGGUGGUUGGCAAAGUAAAAUACAAGAAAUAAAGGAACAUAUAUUUUAUUCUGCCUUUCCUUUUGUUGUCAACUUAUCCCUAUUAUUAAUUACAGGUAUUGAAAUACAUAAAGUCUAUAGUAUCAGCUUUUAUUAUGUGAACCACAGAAAGAACCCUACGCAUCUCUAGGGGGGACUUGCAUUGUCUUUAUGCUGUGUUUUUAAAGUCCAGCACAGUGCAUAGUCAUAGAUUUGGGAUACAGUUUACAAAUCUGUUCCAUAGACCUUGAGGUACAAAGCAUACACAAUUGGGAAAUGUAUUAUUAAAUAAGCCUCUUUAUUAAAUACUUAAACAGCAGGGGCAUCAUUUUAGUAAUUUAGUAAUAUCAGAGGCAAAAUUAAUCACUUGGGUUCUUCAAAACGAUUCCCAAAUAUUAUAAAAAUAAGAGUUAAAAAGGCAAAUACUCCUAGCGUUCUCAUAACAAUUUUUUCCUCAGUUAAACCAGUCCCUUAGCAAGACUGUAGUUUAGACUUUGUUUAUCUGUACCACCUGCAUGAUUUAUUGGUUUAUUUGGAUAGGGGAAAAGAUGUCUAAUUGCGGGGUCCCGUCGCUGGGGACCCCUGCAAU
Hyla sarda is the source of this 4609-nucleotide messenger RNA. It is a transcript of the gene TMEM132B, whose product is annotated as transmembrane protein 132B. Lineage: Eukaryota; Metazoa; Chordata; Amphibia; Anura; Hylidae. The transcript is spliced from 9 exons. The coding region runs from base 328 to 3561 and encodes 1077 amino acids. The record is from RefSeq and is a predicted model, not a curated record.